GUAGGGUUUAAAUCGGCGCGCGUCGUGGUUUUUUUUCUCAUAUCUACAGUUUCCUAGCGCGCUCCGCCCUCGUGCCGGGGAGAUUAGAGCGUCGUUUGAGCCAGAGUUCGUUUUCUUCCCCCUACUUGGUCUGUCAACAUGUCCCGUGUUUAUGUGGGAAACUUGGACCCGCGAGUUACUGAACGUGAAUUAGAAGAUGAAUUUAGAGUAUAUGGGGUAUUGAGAAGUGUUUGGGUUGCAAGGAGGCCUCCUGGUUAUGCUUUCAUUGAAUUUGAUGAUCGUAGAGAUGCUUUAGAUGCAAUCCGCGCAUUGGAUGGAAAGAAUGGAUGGCGUGUUGAACUUUCACACAAUUCCAAGGGUGGUGGACGUGGUGGUCGUGGCCGUGGUGGAGAGGACAUGAAGUGUUAUGAAUGUGGGGAGCCUGGACAUUUUGCUCGUGAAUGCCGAUUACGUAUUGGUCCUGGUGGAAUGGGAGGUGGGCGCCGCCGUAGUCCUAGCCCUCGAUAUCGCCGGAGCCCGAGUUAUGGUCGCAGAAGUUACAGUCCACGUGGGAGACAGUCACCACGGCAUAGGAGCACCUCUCCCCGUCGUGGACGAAGCUACAGCAGGUCACCAGCUUACUACCGAAGCCGUCAUGACUCGCCAUAUGCAAAUGGGAAUGGGGAACGGCGUAGGAGCAGAAGCUGAUUUGCUGAUCUGCAAAAGAAUGAGUUAGGUGUUUGUUUAUAAUAUGCUGAUAAACUGAGCUUUUUUUACUACAAACAACUACCUUGUUUGCUGCGUUGGAAUUGGAGUUUAUACCUCGCUUAUGUGUGAUGAACAAACGGCUUCUUCAAACGGGUUUGCCACUAAUGAGGCUUUCAAACUCCUUGCUAGUGAUGGGGGAGAUCUCUCCUCAGUUGCUUGGCACUUGAAUAGGUUAUUUUCCAUCUUGAUUGCCUAAUUUAUUCCUUUACAUUGCCCAUAACGACUUUGUUAUCGUCUUUCCAUGGUUUGUUAUAAUCAUUGUUAAUAUAGUCAUUUGGGCUCGGACUUUAUACUUUACUUAGACCUGCAACUUUCUGUUGUUUUGAGGUGGAUUUCUGCUUAAACGACAUCGGGACUUCUAGUUUCUCCUUCACGGGUUUUCUGCUUCAUGCUUCUCAUCAUCUCUGUCGCUUCUCCUGCUUUCCCUGCUCAAGUCGCUUGUCGACAUCUUCAAUGCUGGGAGUUGCUACUUUGUUAGUUUUGCCGCGUUUUCCUGUUAUCCUUGACAUAGCAAAGCAGUUCUACCAUUUGUGAAGAUGAACGCUUGCAUCUGCCUCCUUCGGUUCAGUCCUGUUAUAGUUCUGCGACUUUACUCCAUGGCGGCUCAAGCAUUUGCCUUCUCCUGUCACACUGGAUGUUGAUUUGCACCCUGGUACGACUCUUUUGUGCCUGUCUUAGUGGAUCUCCAUCUCCAAAAGAGUGUCUGCGUGGACCGUGGAUUCCUGAUGUUGUGCAUCUCCGUCCACAAGAGACCAUCUGCAUCCAGUGUGGGCUUCGGUAGUAGAGCGUCUACAAGAGAGUAUCUGCAUCCGUGUGGUUUCCGUCGGUAGGUGCACCUCCAUCUACAAGGGAGACAAUCUGCAUUGGUUGCAUUGUCAUGGUAUAAUAUGCACUUGAGUCCUGAGGCUGGUGUGGUCAUUUUGGCGUACAAUCCAAUGGGCUUAUUCUUAUCAUUUGUUGGAUUACAAUCCAAUGGGUUUAUUCUUAUCAUUUCUUGGAUUGUUGGCUAUGCAGCUUGGGUGUUGCAGACCGCAAUCAAGGUCUGUCUAAUUGAUGAAAAAAUAGAUUGGGGUACUGCUAUUAACUAAUCUCCUUAAUCUUGAUUACUGAGCAGCUUUGUUGAGGUUGUUUGACCAUGUAUUCCGAUGUAAAAAGGAGUAUGUGUUGAGAUAAGUAUGUAAAAUUAACCAUGUAGAACACAGCGAACCUAUUGAAUAUUUUAAUGACGAGAAUUUCAAGUAAAUUCAGGUUAACGAA
Molecule: messenger RNA, 2004 nt
Organism: Nymphaea colorata (pocket water lily)
Lineage: Eukaryota; Viridiplantae; Streptophyta; Magnoliopsida; Nymphaeales; Nymphaeaceae
Product: serine/arginine-rich splicing factor RSZ21A-like
Exons: 6
Coding region: 139-687 (182 amino acids)
Biological process (GO): mRNA splicing, via spliceosome
Cellular component (GO): nuclear speck
Molecular function (GO): zinc ion binding; RNA binding
Source: RefSeq, a predicted model, not a curated record